GAAUGACCAUGUGGAGGACUUUUGGGCGGGCAUUUUGGCGGAGCAGAGGGCAGGCACUUGAUACAGCUCUUUAAGACAGCCCUAGAGAGAAGAGCAGCACAGAUCACAGUGACAACGGACAAUGAUGGAUUCUCACUUCAGAGGUACCUUGUGGAUGAUACUCAUCUUCUCCACACUGCCACACCUCACCUGCAGCAUGUUCUGCCCCAGCAGCUGCACAUGUGACGUUACUGGUGCUGUCCGGUGUUCUGGCGUCACCAUCACAGAUAUACCAAAGCGGCUACCUGACCACACAUACAAGCUGGAGCUUAAAGCCACAAACAUAAACGUCAUAAACGAACAGAGCUUGGCAAACCUGAACCUCCUGUUGCGUUUCAUGCUGACUUACAGCCAACUACACACUAUCCAUCCCAACGCCUUCAAUGUUGCGCCACAGCUCAAAUCAGUCAAGCUGUCGUCCAAUGAUCUCUCUACCCUCCCUGCUCGGGUUUUCAGUCCACUGACCACUCUGGAUCAGCUGUAUUUAGAUGGGAACCAGCUGGAGACCAUAGCUCCGGAUAUGUUUAAAGGACUUGUUGAGUUGCAGGUACUGGACCUGACCCAGAACAAACUGAGUAAUCUAUCUUCAGAUGUUUUCAACGGACUGACCAACCUCACCUUUCUGAACCUUGGCAGUAACUUCAUAAAGAAGCUUCCACCAACCAUCUUUCACACCUUGACUAAUCUUUGCAAGCUCUUGCUCUAUAAAAACAAGCUAGAGGUGCUAGAAGCUGGGAUUUUUGAUGAACUUGUCAACCUUCAUGAGCUAAAAAUACAUUCAAACCAAAUCAGGAGCCUUCCACCUCAGGUGUUCUGGUCACUGAGGAACCUAAUUAUCCUGACGCUGUCCUCCAACAAACUACAGACUAUCCCAGAGAAGAGCUUCUACAACAUGCCCAAACUGAUCCAGCUAACCAUUUACAACAACCCGCUAUUAUCUCUACCAGACCAGCUAAUGGGUCACAUGCCUAACAUAACGGUCUUUUAUCUGUAUUACACUAACCUCAACACUGUUCCUGGAAAUUUGUUCGCCAACAUGUCUGGACUCCAGACGCUUAACUUCCAUUUAAAUGCCAAGCUGAGGGAGUUGCCCUCAGACCUCUUCUGCUGCGUUCCCAAGCUUGAGAAGCUCUCAUUGAAAUACAACGACCUCCAUUAUCUACAUCCUCAGUUGUUCUCCGGACUAACCACGCUGGGCACGCUGAUUCUCAAUAACAACAAGCUGCAGAGCCUACCAGAUAACAUCUUUCAGGGCCUUGUAGGGGUUUCGUCCGUUGAUUUGAGGAACAAUAGCCUCAAGACUCUUCCAGGAGAUAUUUUCUUGUCAAAUACAGUUUUGAAAGCUCUUAAUCUGAGUGGCAACCCCUGGGACUGUACUUGUAGUAUCAGAGGUAUUGCCAAAUGGAUAAGACAUAAUGAGCAUGUGGUUGUUGACAGACAGGAUGUGACGUGUGAUAGUCCAGUGUACCAAAUGCUCCGCACCGUUGGCUCCCUGCGUGACGAGGAGUUUGACUUUUGCGACGCUACGAGAGUCACGCCAAGUUAUUUUUCUACACAUGAGCCAACGAAACCAUUCAACACCAUUUCAACCAGCGGACAAACACCAGCUGUAAGUUCAACAACCAUACCGCCCACAACAACAUUAACCACCACUCAAGGAGCCACCCAGCUAGUCAUCAUCUCAACAACCACACCGCUCACAACAACAUCAACCACCACACAAGGAGCCACCCAGCAAGUCAUCAUCUCAACAACCACACCGCCCACAACAACAUCAACCACCACACAAGGAGCCACCCAGCAAGUCAUCAUCUCAACAACCACACCGCCCACAACAACAUCAACCACCACACAAGGAGCCACCCAGCAAGUCAUCAUCUCAACCACCACUCCAACUACAAAACCAUCUUCCUUUCGUACCACGAUCCUACCAACAACUCCCGAAACUCCCACCAACAAAGAGUUUCUCUUCGCCAAUGAGACUCUCUCGCCUUAUCACAAGUCACCUACUUUCUACGACACACUGGUGGUUGAACAGGGGCCCGAGUUUGUUCACCACAACCUUCACAAGGGCUUGGUGUACGUGUGGUUUCUUCCCUCGGAUGCGGCCUUGACCGGGCUCCUCAUGUUUUGCCACAUCCUUCUCGUGGCCGCAGGCUUGUUCCUCAUUCUUGCUGCCAUGUUUUGCAUGUAUCGCCUCAACAAGAUUGUGGAUGAGCUGAAAGCUGAAAUGGACCUGCCCCUGAGCCUUCCUGUGCUCUUACUUCUCUGUUCUCUUAACGCUGUUGUUUGGGCGUGUCCGGAUGGAUGCAAAUGUCAAGGAACCAAAAUCCUCUGCAGUGGCCUCUCAGACUUCCCCACAGCUAUGCUCUCAUCUACCACCACCCUCUACUUCUUCAAUUGCAGUAUCUACUUCCUGAAACCAGAGGACCUGACUGAUUUCUCUAAUGCUCUUGGCAUCUUUGUGAUUAAAGACACUGUUUUGAGGGAAGUGCGUGCCGGCACAUUUGAUUCCACUCCGAACAUAGGAGCCUUGGGGUUUACUAACACCGAGCUGCAAGAUCUCCCCGACGCCUUGUUCCAAAAUCUUCAAAAGCUUGAGUCUCUGAAUCUGAAGAGCAACAAGCUCUUGGUUCUCCGCCCUAACUGGUUUUCCCGGCUGGCAGGGCUGAAAGUCCUUGACCUCAGUAAGAACCUUUUCACUUCUGUACCUGUGGAAUCUUUUCACCCUCUUACUGAGCUGCAAUACCUUUUGCUUUCUGGAAACAAUAUCAGUCAACUACCUAGUGAGACAUUCAAGGGUCUCUCUAAGCUGAAAACCUUACGGCUUAACAAAAACUUGCUACAGGAACUCCCCCUUGGCAGUUUGGACGACCUUGGAGACCUGGAGGAACUAUCCCUACAUGACAAUCUAAUCACUCAUCUCCACCAUGACCUGUUCUCCAAUACUUUGAAACUCCAGAAGCUGUUCCUCUCCAACAACAGGUUCACAACUCUUCCCCAAGGGAUCUUCUUAAACCUGCCCCUCCUUUCCCAGAUCUCCCUGUAUGAAAACCAGUUGGAGAGUCUGGGACCAGGAGUGUUUGGGCCCAUGGCCCUGCAAGAGUUGUGGCUGUAUGAUAACAAGCUGAACCGCGUAGAGGACGACACGUUCAGGAACCUGACUCAGUUACGUCUCCUGGUGCUCAGUCGCAACCAGAUCAGCUCUGUAUCCACCAAUGCCUUUGGAGGGUUGGAGCAGCUGGGAGAGGUAUCACUUCACACCAAUCGGCUCACAACCCUGCAAACGGGGACUUUCCAAGGUCUGCCCAGUCUGGUCAACAUUUCCUUGGAGCACAAUGACAUCAGCUCCCUUCCUUUGGGUUUUCUCCAGGGCCUGAGCAACCUGGGACAGAUAGACCUGCGAAAUAACUCCCUUCCCAACCUGCCACAGGAGAGUCUAGAUGCCCUCACUGUAGCAAAGGAAGUCCUCUUGCAGCAGAACCCCUGGAGGUGUGACAAGGAUAUUCUGCCACUUAGAGACUGGCUGACACAGCACCCAUCCAAGGUCAACCAAACUCUUGUGGUCUGUGAAACACCUUUCAGUCUGAACGGUGAGGUGAUUGCUCUGCUGGCAGACGAGAACUUCCUGCCUCUCAGCACUACAAAGGAGCCUCCUGUGUUGACCUCAACGGAGAAGAGGAGGAAACCUCCCACUCCUCCAACGAGACGAAGCACUUCCUCGCCUGCUGUCAAGACCACCCCCCCAACUGCAGAGCAUGAGGAGGUCACCAGUGGUGGCCAAGGGGAGAAGGGAACAGUUUCUAAUGAUACUUCGAUCACCCUCAUCAUCAUCGCAGUAGUGGCCACUGUCAUCAUCAGCACUGUCAUCAUCAGCUGUGUGUGCUGGAGGAGGAACAAGAAAGGCAGGGGAAAUAUAGGCCGCAGAAAUAAGAACUCUGUGCUGUAGAUCAGACCACACAAUAUUAGCAUCCCAAGAACUUUUAAAGCCAAGGGAAAAUGCUCAGUGAUUACUGUGGUUUACUCGGAAAAUGUGAAGCCCAGAGUUGAUUUUGGUGCCUCAAAGGCAACAGAAAGAACCGCUUCAGCUCUAUUCAGAUGUACCAGCUAGAACAAAGUUACAUUUUUAAUGAUCAAAUUUACCAGCCAGUAUUCCUCUUCAUGUGUGCUGUAAAAAGAGAACAGACAUUGUAUGUACUAACGGUAAAAACACCCACAUUGCCAUCUUGUGGGCAAACUGGACACUUUGUUGAAUGUAAGCUAAGAUGCACUGAACUGUGUACUUCUUAUAGUAGAAUUAAGACUGCAUUCAAUAUUUUGUUUUCCAUUUUUCAGUAUUAGUAAUUGCAGUUUGACAAUGGCUUUUUGUGCUAACAACAAUACAUUUAGGAGACAGCUUUACGUUUUUUGCAAAAUGGCUAUCCAUGAAAAAUCAUAACGUGUUAUUUUGACUCCACUGUAACACAAUUCAUCCCAUGGUUUCCACACUUACGAUGCAACAUGCUACUACAUGUAUAUUUUGAAUAAAUGCACUACUUUUAGUGGGAGCAAUCUUA
Molecule: messenger RNA, 4595 nt
Organism: Sebastes umbrosus (honeycomb rockfish)
Lineage: Eukaryota; Metazoa; Chordata; Actinopteri; Perciformes; Sebastidae
Exons: 3
Coding region: 122-3988 (1288 amino acids)
Cellular component (GO): extracellular matrix
Molecular function (GO): protein binding
Source: RefSeq, a predicted model, not a curated record